Molecule: messenger RNA, 372 nt
Organism: Fusarium redolens
Lineage: Eukaryota; Fungi; Ascomycota; Sordariomycetes; Hypocreales; Nectriaceae
Exons: 1
Coding region: 1-372 (123 amino acids)
Source: RefSeq, a predicted model, not a curated record
AUGAACUCGGAGGACGAAUUCUUGAAUGGCCUCCUAGAGAAGUACCUGUAUGACAGCGGUGAGACAGCACGACACAGAGUCGACUUUUACCGAAGGAUCCUUCCAACAGUCUUCAAAGGGAAUGGGAAUCCUGUUUUUACACACGCCGAAUUCCAGCGCAAAAACAUCAUGAUUACGCCGGAAAAUACCGUGGCCCUUCUCGACUGGGAAUCGUCUGGCUGGUAUCCUUCAUACUGGGAGUAUGCUCUGACAGUAUAUGCCGCUAGAGCAUGGGAAGAUGACUGGCAUGUGUACAUCGCCGAGAUUUUAGAGGAAUUCCCAAACCAUUUUAUAUGGAUGCAGACACUACAUAUAGAGAUGUGGGGGUUUUAG